This is a messenger RNA of Populus nigra (black poplar), 1980 nucleotides long. RefSeq names its product beta-1,2-xylosyltransferase XYXT1-like. The coding region runs from base 231 to 1955 and encodes 574 amino acids. The transcript is spliced from 7 exons. The record is from RefSeq and is a predicted model, not a curated record. Lineage: Eukaryota; Viridiplantae; Streptophyta; Magnoliopsida; Malpighiales; Salicaceae. Gene Ontology annotation, molecular function: glycosyltransferase activity.
UAAUAAUAAUAAACCUCAACGUCCUCUUAUUGAGAUACUUAAUGGCCUCGGGAUUUUGCUUUACCACACCUAUUAUUGAACAUAGAGUGCUUAACAACUAGAUUAGAAGCUUAAUAUGCGCAGCUUCUUCUCUGAACAAAGAUUUUAAAGCCUGUUCUUAGCCAUAACAGAACAAUGUUUUAGUUGUGCGAGAGAUCAUACUGUGUAGGGUUUUGCUUCGGCUGGUGAGGAUGAUUUAUGAUACCGUGCUUGCUAGAAGCUUCAGCAAGCAUGAGCAAAAGAGGUUGGGAUACUGGGCAUUGAUUGCUUGCUUGUUCAUUGUGUUGAGUUUCUUCACCAUCUUUAAACCUUACUUGGGCCCUCUACAAGUUUUGAAUUUAAGGUUAUCAAUGGGAGAAGACGAGAAACUUCAUCUUUAUAAUGAUACAACCAGCUCCUGGCUGAUAGCCAAAGAAGAAACUAUAGACAGUACUUUGAUUGUCAAUGAUAAAAGAAGCUCCCAAGAAGAAGCAGAAAUUAUGAGUGGGGCAUUAGUUGUCAAUGAUACAGAUAGAACUCAUGAAGAAGCAGAAAGUAGUGUUGCAGAAAGUAUAAUGAAUAUUUCUUCAAUUGUCAAUGGUACGAGCAACUCUCAAGAGGUAUUUAGGGAAAGUGUUACACAGAAUGUGAAGACCAAUGAUACAAUUAGUAGCUCUCCACAAAAAGUCAAAGAAAUUACAAGCAAGGAUGAUUUCAUGGUCAACAAUACAAACAUCUCUCUUCCAAAAGCAACAGAUGCAGAUGCUGUAACAAAGAACAACAAAAUGGAGCCCCUAUGCACUAUCAUGGGUAGAUCAGAUUUCUGCGAGAUAAAAGGGGACAUCAGGAUUGAUGGAAGUUCCUACACUGUCUUUAUUGUUUCAUCUGAGACUGAUAUCCUGGCAGCAGAGAAUACUUCAUGGAGGAUUAGACCUUAUGCGCGAAAAGGUGACCAGACGGCAAUGGGCGCGGUUAGGGAAUGGACACUAAAACUUGUGGCUGGUGGUUCAGAUAUCCCUCAAUGCACUCAGAAUCAUAGUGUUCCGGGGAUCCUUUUUUCGGCUGGUGGAUAUGCGGGAAACCAUUUUCAUGCCUUCACUGACAUAAUUGUUCCCCUAUUCUCGACUGCUCGACCCUAUAAUGGAGAAGUACAGUUUCUUAUCACUAACGGUUGGUCUGCUUGGAUCGCAAAGUUCAAAACAAUACUGAAAGCACUGUCUAGAUAUGAGCUCAUCAAUAUUGAUAAUAGAAAAGAUAUACAUUGCUUUGGUAGCAUGACAGUCGGCCUUAAACGUCCAUCCUACAAAGAGCUCAGUAUUGAUCCUUCAAAGUCCCCAUACUCAAUCAAAGACUUCAGGCAGUUCCUGAGAAGUUCCUAUUCUUUAAAGAAAACAAGGGCAAUUAAAAUCAGGAAUGGGGCGAAGAAAAGGCCGAGGCUUCUAAUCAUUUCAAGAAAAAGAUCACGAGCAUUUACAAAUGUUGGUGAAAUUGUUAACAUGGCUGAGAGAUUGGGUUUCAGAGUAGUUGUUGCAGAACCUGGCAUGGAUGUAUCAGGAUUUUCUCAGAUCAUUAAUUCCUGUGAUGUGGUGAUGGGAGUUCAUGGUGCUGGGCUAACCAACGUUGUUUUCCUUCCUGAAAAGGCUGUCUUAAUCCAAGUAAUUCCCUUUGGAGGAGCAGAAUGGCUUUCAAGAACUUUCUUUGAAGAGCCUGCAAAGGACAUGAACAUAAGGUACUUGGACUAUAAAAUCAGGGUAGAAGAGAGCACUUUGAUACAGCAAUACCCAGCUGACCAUGCAGUUUUGAGGGAUCCCUCUGUAAUUGGGAAACAGGGUUGGCUUGCAUUUCAGUUAAUAUAUUUACAGAAGCAAAAUGUAACGAUAGAUGUGAAUAGGUUUAGACCCACUUUGGUAAAAGCCUUGGAGCUUUUGCAUCAGUGAAUACACUACGAUUUUUCUCAUGAUA